GGGGGCGAGAAAGAGAGAGAGACGCGGCUGACGGGACUACAAAAAGAAAAACGGGAAAAAAAUGGUCACAUUUCACUCAGGGACCUGAAAACGUGCUGGUUAUUUUAGGACUCGUGUUGCCUAUUGAUGAGUGGGGGCGUUUGAACUACUUGCACUCCGGUCAUGUUUUGAUGGUGACUGUACACGGCGGCUGAGCGCGUUAGAGGAGCCCGUCAGUGACGCCGCUGCAUCGUAGGUGUGCGGAGCCGAGAGCCGAGCUGUCAUUCGCAGUCUCUUCACCUCGGAGGUUAUUCGGAGCAACCUACUGACCUGCUCCAAUUUCCCUCUGAAAAAAUAUUUUAAUUAGAUUUUUCCUCAUCAACUCUGAUGCCCCCCGCGCGCACUCUGCUGUUGGUCUGAGCUUCCGGAUUCACACUCUUGACUCUGUUCUAUAUCAACGACACUCAUCGGUGUGAAGCGAAGGCGUCAGACGCGCGCGAUAAACAACCGAACAGCAUCAACCUACCGGAAAAAACAUGGAGCACAGUCCUGGUGGUGGUGUCAUCCUGUACGCCGGCUCGUCCGGCAGCGCCAGCCCGAGUCCUGGCAGCCCCUCAAGUGGCUACCAGACCCAGUCUCCCUCCUCCCACUCGCAGCCUUCCUCCCCAGAGGGUGUCUCCUUUCAGGAGAUCGGGCCCCUGAAGCAGAGAGGGGAGCGCAGGGGGGGGACACCUUCCCCGAAGUUGGUCUUCCAGUUUCCCGAAGCGAACAACGCUGCCGCGGCCCAGAUAACGACGGCGUCGUCCGCAACCUUCAGCCACCCCACAGUGGCCAAAAGGCCUUGUGGUUUCACGGGCACGUUCACCAAAACCGGAGGUAUGGUGCUUCUGUGUAAGGUGUGCGGCGACAUCGCCUCUGGGUUCCAUUACGGCGUGCACGCCUGUGAGGGCUGCAAGGGUUUCUUCCGACGCAGCAUUCAGCAGAACAUCCACUACAAGAUGUGUGUGAAGAACGAAAACUGUCUCAUCAUGCGCAUGAACAGAAACCGGUGCCAGCACUGCCGCUUCAAGAAGUGUCUCUCCGUGGGCAUGUCCAGAGAUGCUGUGCGCUUUGGGCGUAUUCCCAAGCGGGAGAAGCAGAGACUGCUGGACGAGAUGCAGAGUUACAUGAACAGUCUCAACGAAUCCGCUUCCAUGGACAUGGAGGUGUCGCCUCCGACCGACGCCCCCUGCAGUCCACACGGCCAGACGAGCGACGGAGCGGGCCCCGCCGCGCAGUCUUACCACGGCGACCUAAUGAGCAGAGACGAGAAACCGCCCAAGAUGGCCGCGGGCACCUCCUGCUUCCACAACAGCUCCGCGCAGCAGCCUUCGCUGUCGCACUCGUCGACCCAGACCCACCACACGGUCCUCGGGGAGCAGGCCGGCUACCACGUUCCCACGGGCUGCCCCGUUUCCGCCGGCAACAACAACGGCAACGGCGCCGUGGUCGACAACGCCAAGUACACCUUCUCCAAUCAGAAUCGGUGCCCCGUCAGCGGCCGCCUGUCCUCUCAGGCCUACUCGGCCAAUUACUCAGCCAGCGACUCCCGCAGCCAAAGCCCCUGCCCCUGGAAGCUGAACGGAGGGGCCAAAGUGCUGGCGUGUCCGCUCAACUCGUGCCCCGUGGCUCCGGCCAGUCGCUCCAGUCAGGAGGUGUGGGAGUCUUUCUCCCAGUGCUUCACCCCUGCUGUUAAAGAAGUGGUGGAGUUUGCAAAGAGCAUCCCGGGCUUCCAGUCCCUCAGCCAGCAUGAUCAGGUCAUGCUGCUCAAAUCGGGCACUUUCCAGGUUCUGAUGGUGAGAUUCUGCUCACUGUUUGACCCCAAGGAGAGGACGGUGACCUUCCUCAAUGGGCAGACGUACUCACUGGCAUCCCUUCGGGCUCUUGGCAUGGGCUCCUUACUCGACGCCAUGUUUGAAUUCAGCGAGAAGCUCGGGUCUUUGUGUCUGGAGCCAGACGAGAUGGCUCUUUUUAUGGCUGUCGUGCUGGUUUCUGCCGAUCGCUCGGGCAUCGUGGAGGUGGCAGCAGUGGAGCAACUGCAGGAGAAUCUAAUAAAAGCUCUGCGCUCCCUCACCUCCAGUCGCCGCCCGGACGAUAGCACCCUCUUCCCGAAGUUGCUGCUCCGCCUGCCCGACCUGCGCACCCUGAACAACCACCACUCUGACAAGCUCCUAGCUUUCCGCAUAGACCCUUGAGCUCAAAGAGCCAAAAGCUUCCGUAGUUAUUUGCUGUGGGGAGCCUCCCUGCUCCCCAUGGCACCCCCGGCCUGCCACAUACAGACCACUGGCCUCUGCAUGAGGGUCAGCUGUUGUUGGAGCUUCAAAUCAUCAAGUCUGAUGCCAUAAGAGGGUGAACUUAAAAAAAUAAAAAAUAAAUUAAAAAGUAGGUAAGGGGGGAGGCUCCUGGACUUAGUCUUCCUCCAGUUCCAGGAUCUCUCAAACAAACAUUAAAACACAAACUACGUUCUUCCUUGGGUGCUUCGAGUCAACAUCCAACCACCAAGUCAUCACCUCUCCCAUCGGGGAGUUUGUGCUGAAGACCAAAAAGAGGCCAGAGCCCGUAGUCCCUCGCAAGACUUUGUACUCACAUCCCAGCACACAAAGCUAACAGGAGGGAAGCGCACACUGUCGCCCAGAGAAAAAGGAAUCAUGUACAAACCAUCCCCAACAAUGAUUUCUUACUGUACAUUUCUGCUACGAACAACGUGUAAAGGGCACUUUCCACACAUUGUCUAGUCCAUACCAAUAGAAAUGUCUAACACACAGUUGGGAGGGCGGUUUGUUGGUGCCCUGUUGAAAUGACAUAAGCUGUUUUCACUCAAUCUUUAUGAGAAUCACCCAUUUGUGAUUUAGAAAUGUAUAACAUUUUUAAGAAAUGAGUAAAUGCAUUAUAUUUCUAUGCGUUAAUCAGGGAGAAAUUAUCGGUCAUUUCAGACCGUGCCUGAUGGGAUAUAUGCUAAGGUGUUUCCUUGUAAAUUUUGUAUAUAAUCUUUAUUCUUGGUCCUUGUUAGUUGGCAGAUUAUUGCAUAUGUAAAUUGUAUUGAAUUAUUGUAUGUAUAUCACCCAUAAUAGAUUGAUCUACAGACUGCAAAGAGAAAAUAGCAUUUCAAACAUAGAGUAUAAACUUUUUAUUUGAAUAUAUAUAAAUGAAAUAAAUGUAUUGUCGACUGACUGCAUCACCGUGUGAAUAUUUUGUAAAUGUUUUAUGGUUACACCAUGAAGAUUCAUUAUUAAAUAAUGUUAUAUAGCA
Molecule: messenger RNA, 3267 nt
Organism: Gasterosteus aculeatus aculeatus (three-spined stickleback)
Lineage: Eukaryota; Metazoa; Chordata; Actinopteri; Perciformes; Gasterosteidae
Product: nuclear receptor subfamily 1 group D member 1
Biological process (GO): positive regulation of transcription by RNA polymerase II; hormone-mediated signaling pathway; cell differentiation
Molecular function (GO): RNA polymerase II cis-regulatory region sequence-specific DNA binding; zinc ion binding; nuclear receptor activity
Source: RefSeq, a predicted model, not a curated record